AUGGUUACAGGUUUGAAAGUAGAGGACAUAAUUGAAGGUGCCCUCAAUUUUACACCAUGGAAGGUCUGUAUCCUCCUUUCCCUUGAAGAAUUAGAGCUAUUACAGUUUGUGGAAGAUAAGGAUCUGACUGAGCCUUCGGAUCCGAAUGAGCUAAAACAAUUCAAGAUGAAUGCUCUCAAGGCAAAGAAGUUCCUUAUUGAUUUCAUGAAGGAUCAUCUUGUUCUAGUUAUCUCCAAAUUGAAGAGAGCCCGAAAGAUGUUUAAACAUCUAGAAGGGAUGUAUGAGAUCAACAACAUCAGUCCGGCACUUACAUUGAGGCAGCAACUUCUUCAAGUCAAAAUGAGCAAAGGAGAUUUAGUCAUGUCCUUCUUCAUGAAAACUUCAGAAUUGAAGGACCAACUCACCACCAUUGGAAGCGAAGUUGUGGACAAAGAUAUUGUCAUGAUUGCUUUGAAUGGUCUUCCUGACUCUUGGAAUCCAUUCAUUCAAAGCAUAACUGGAAGAGCUGAAUUUCCUUCCUUUGAUCGCCUUCGGUCAGAUUGCAUUCAAGAGGAGUCAUGCCUAGCUGCAAGAGGAAUGCAUAAAGGCACUCAUGGAGGAGAUCAACAAUGUAGUGGUGCAUCUAGACAUAUCACGAGAUAUCAAAAGCAUCUCUCAGACUUGAUGGAGAAAGAGUCCAACCUUCAUGUGGUAAUUGGUGAUGAUGUUCGGUAUUCGGACCUGCAGACUUUCUUAUGGGCCGAAGCAUCCAAGAUUGCAGUGUACAUUCAGAAUAGAUGCCCUCACCGUCGUCUGAAGAACAUAACUCCCAAGGAAGCUUUCACUGAAGUGAAACCAGAUAUCAACCACCUAAGGAUCUUUGGAAAACCUGUCAAUGUUCAUGCACCAAAGGAAAAGAGGACUAAGCUAGAGCCUUCCGGGAAGAAAGGUAUCCUUGUUGGAUAUAGUGAAUCCUCCAAGGCAUUUCACAUCUACAUUCCCGAUCAAAGGUAUAUUGAGAGGGAGUCUUCUAUGUUUCCCGAACCUAUUGAGCAUGGUGAUCCUUUUGAGCCUCUAGAUCCAACUAAUGGACCCAGAGAUAUUGCAGUAAGCAAGAAAAGGCCACUCUGGGCUAGAAGUACAUUGCAAGAAGCAGAAAAGUUUGCAACUCCUAGUGGCACUUUCAAAAAAAGUAAAAGACCUCAGAAGUUCUCCAACUAUGUUGCAAUGAUGUGCAACAUCAUUGAGACUGAACCAUCCAACACAAAAAAUGCUAUAAGUCAACAAGCUUGGAAGCAAGCCAUGGAUGAAAAAUACAAGUCCAUCAUCCAGAAUGAUGUCUGGGAUAUUGUUCCCAGAACUAAAGUGAGUGCACUCAGGCAGUUUAUGAACAAGCCAAAGCAUGUUCACCUUGUUGCAGCCAAACAUAUUCUGAGAUAUUUGUGUGGAACUGAAACAAUCCUCUGUAGCCUUAGUACUGCAGAAGCUGAGUAUAUUGCAUCCACUGUCACAUCGAGAGAAGCAGUGUGGCUUCAAAAGCUUCUUGUUGGAGGUGCCUUACAACUGAAAUAUGUCAGCAUUGAUGAGCAGGUUGCGGACGUUCUCACCAAGCCCCUUGCUCGUGUGAAGUUUGAAUACUUCAGAGAUAGGCUUGGAAUUGUGGAGAAUCCAACUAUAACUGAGAGAGAGUCACAGUCUCGGUGA
This is a messenger RNA of Cryptomeria japonica (Japanese cedar), 1683 nucleotides long. RefSeq lists its product as uncharacterized. The record is from RefSeq and is a predicted model, not a curated record. Lineage: Eukaryota; Viridiplantae; Streptophyta; Pinopsida; Cupressales; Cupressaceae. The transcript has 7 exons. The coding region runs from base 1 to 1683 and encodes 560 amino acids.